Messenger RNA from Branchiostoma belcheri (Belcher's lancelet), 1607 nucleotides. RefSeq lists its product as uncharacterized. The record is from RefSeq and is a predicted model, not a curated record. The transcript has 9 exons. Lineage: Eukaryota; Metazoa; Chordata; Leptocardii; Amphioxiformes; Branchiostomatidae. Gene Ontology annotation, molecular function: carbohydrate binding. The coding region runs from base 1 to 1497 and encodes 498 amino acids.
AUGCUGCCCCCACUGCCAGAUCGCCUGAAGGUUCUGUGGGGCUCAGUCGGCGCUCGGUCCACUCUGAGAGGAACUCGCCCACAGGGUCUGGUGUCAGAGGUGACGGCGAAGGUUGAAGAGGCGAGAGUGGAGGUGAGAAACACCCGGCUGUACUCCCUGGAACAGAGACUCGUCUUCACCACUGCCCCCGAGCAUGAAACAGCCUCCGCCUGCGAGAGGGGCACCCUACAACUGUCUUGCUCGGACAGAAAGACGCUGUUGAUCGUGGAGGCGAACUACGGCAGGACGACCGCCUCCCACUCCUGUGCCUGCUCCACCUGUCGUACCAACUGCCGCGCGGCCACCAGCCUGGCCGUGGUAAGGGGCACCUGUCAGGGCAAGCGGCAGUGCUCAGUGACAGCGAGUAGCAGCGUUUUCGGUGGAGACCCUUGUUACGGAGUGCAAAAGUACUUGGAGGUAUCAUACCGCUGUAUCACAGAAAGCAACGUCGCUCUUCGCAAGACGGCAAGUUGUAGUUCUGCUCCAUCACACUGGGGACCCGAGAAGGCUGUAGACGGUUCCAGGGGUACGAGGAUAACCUGGUACAACCAGUGCACUCACACUAACCGCGUGUACCAGCCGUGGUGGAAGGUGGACUUGGGAGGAACCUACCCAGUCAACCGGGUCAGCGUCCUGAACAGGGGCGACUGUUGUGGAGAUCGACUGAGAAACUUUAUGGUGAGAGUUGGCCCGAAUGAGGACUUCACCCGGAAUGACCAGUGUGGGGAGACUUACACGGCCACUCCGCGGAAUGGAGCGACAGUCGUGGUGUACUGCGACCAGCCGAUGACCGGCCGGUACGUCUCCAUUCAGCUGAUCGGACGGGCGGACAACCUCCAACUCUGCGAGGUGGAUGUCUUCGCUGAAACGGUCCUUCAGUACACCAGCCUGGGUUGUUGGAGGGACUCUGGUAGCCGCGCCAUGGCGUAUCUAGAGGGGACGAACUCACUCUUGGAUGGUGACUACCAGAGCCGUCAUCACGCCAUCCAGAAGUGUUACCAGGUAGCACUGUCUCGUGACUUCACCGUGUUUGGUGUACAGCAUGGCGGACAGUGUUUCGGGUCUGCUGAUGGCAUCAACACUUACAACAGGUACGGACCUACUACAACCUGCGCAGAGGACGGCGAAGGCGGGCCUUGGGGAAAUGAGGUCUACAAGAUUACAGGGUACACCAGCCUGGGUUGUUGGAGGGACUCUGCUACCCGCGCCAUUCCGAUUCUAGAGGGGACAGAUUCGCUCUUGGAUGGUGACUACCAGAGCCGUCAUCACGCCAUCCAGAAGUGUUACCAGGUAGCGCUGUCUCGUGGCUUCACCGUGUUUGCUGUACAGUAUGGCGGAGAGUGUUUCGGGUCUGCUAAUGGCAUCAACACUUACAACAGGUACGGACCUACUACAACCUGCGCAGAGGACGGCAAAGGCGGGGCUUGGGGAAAUGAGGUCUACAAGAUUACAGGGUAGUCGGAAUUCAGACCAGAACACCAACUGCUGGAAACGGAAACUACUGAUUGGACUAAAGUGUGUUCCUAAAUGUAAUUAUUCAAUGUGGCCCAUUGAAACCGGCUACUGUG